This is a messenger RNA of Lobosporangium transversale, 348 nucleotides long. RefSeq lists its product as hypothetical. The transcript has 2 exons. The coding region runs from base 1 to 348 and encodes 115 amino acids. NCBI's taxonomy places the organism in Eukaryota, Fungi, Mortierellomycota, Mortierellomycetes, Mortierellales, Mortierellaceae. The record is from RefSeq and is a predicted model, not a curated record. Gene Ontology annotation, biological process: regulation of transcription by RNA polymerase II. Gene Ontology annotation, molecular function: RNA polymerase II cis-regulatory region sequence-specific DNA binding; DNA-binding transcription factor activity, RNA polymerase II-specific; protein dimerization activity.
AUGUCUGGCUCUGAUACCUCAAGUACUCGUUCACCAUCGCAUACUCAAGCGCCAACACAAUCCAGGACCAAAAAGGCACCUCAUGAACUGUUGACUGAGGCCGAGAAGAAGGCUAAUCACAUAGCAUCGGAACAGAAACGUCGACAAAACAUCCGAAUUGGAUUUGAUUCUCUAGUCGAAAUUGUUCCCACGUUGAGUGAAUGCCAUCGCAGUGAAGCUCUCAUCCUCCAGAAAUCGGUGGACUAUAUCCAGCGACUUUUAAGUCAAAAGAACGAACUCAAAAACAGAGUGCGGAUCUUACAGGCGAACCUCGGAGAACCCACGGAUGACAAUGACUCUGUAAGUUGA